AUGUCUCCGCUACUGUUGCUCUUAAUCUCUUUUAUUAUCAAAGCCUGUGCCAUUGAUUUACAUAGUCCAUGGACUAUGUCAGCUGGGUCAACUUAUGGCUCCUACAAGUUCAACGUACUUCAACAUCUAACUGGGAUCUCUCCUUAUUUUGAAUCUAACUCCGAAGGAUUGAACCCUGAUCCGCCUCAAGAUUGCGUAAUUGACAAAGUCGCUUAUCUAAUACGCCACGGUGCUAUUUACGUUAACGAGUAUGAUUACGUGAGCACUAUUCAGCCAUUUUUGGAGCGUCUCAAGAAUGCGUCUAAUUAUGUCAACUUUUCCGAAUCAGCAGACUUAGCCUUCUUAACUCACUGGACUUCACCGAUCUCGAACAGCAAAGAACAGAUCGCAAAGCUAUCCAAGCUUGGAUAUCUCGAAGCAUUUAGUCUGGGCACUCGCCUUGCAUAUCGAUAUCCAAAUCUGAUGCCCACGACAAAGGAUACGUCUUUCAAAGUCUGGGGGUCAAAUGCUAAUCGAACAAAACACAGCGCUGAAGCCCUCUUUGCUGGACUUCAUGCUGGACAUGAAACAAUCGGCAAGAUGGUUAACGUCUCAGAAGACAACGACCGAGGAGCCGAUACUCUCACACCGACGAGAUCCUGUCCAAAUUUUGAUGUCUCGAAAGGUACGCAACAAGCGGAUGUGUGGCUAAACAAUUACGCAGUGCCGAUUAUAGCACGAUUGAACGCUAAGAUACAUGGACUUCACUUUUCAGCAAAAGAUGUGAUGGCGAUGCAAGAGCUGUGCGGAUAUGAAACCAUCAUUCGAGGGUCUUCACUAUUCUGUGGAAUUUUUACGUCCGAGGAAUGGCUAUCUUUCGAGUAUUAUUUCGAUAUCAAGUACUAUUAUGAGUUGGGUUACGGGAAUGAUCUUUCGCCUACUCUCGGUAUGCCUUGGGUUGUUGCAACAAGCGAUCUUCUCGCUCAUGCAAAGACUAACGAUCAGCGUCUUUACAUUAGCGUCGCACAUCGACAAAUACCACCUCUUAUCGUGACAGCAUUAGGUCUAUUCAACGAUUCUGAAUAUCUUCGUACUUCGAAUGUAAAUCCUGUGCUUCCACUUGACAAAAUCAAUUAUCAACGUGCAUGGAAGACUAGCAACUUCAUUUCAUUUUUGAGUCAAAUUGCAUUAGAACGGCUCAAUUGUAAAUCUGCCGCGUAUAACGGAUCCUAUGUGAGAAUUCUUGUGAAUUCCGUGCCAAAGCCUCUACCGGGAUGCGUGAGUGGCCCAAGUGACAGUUGUCCCUUGCAACAGUACAGGGAUUAUGUCAAACAACGUAAUAAACAAUACGAGAGUUUUACAAAAGUUUGUGGGGUAAAAAAUAAGAAAGCUCCUGAUGCAAUGACAUUUUUUGUGAAAGAAUAA
This is a messenger RNA of Rotaria socialis, 1404 nucleotides long. The record is from the annotation of a GenBank genome assembly. NCBI's taxonomy places the organism in Eukaryota, Metazoa, Rotifera, Eurotatoria, Philodinida, Philodinidae.